Messenger RNA from Closterium sp. NIES-65, 236 nucleotides. NCBI's taxonomy places the organism in Eukaryota, Viridiplantae, Streptophyta, Zygnematophyceae, Desmidiales, Closteriaceae. The record is from the annotation of a GenBank genome assembly.
GAUGGGAGGUGAAGGGCGGAGAAGGCAACGUGCAAGUGCAGUUUGACAUGCGGCGCGUACAGCAGGUGUGGCGGCGGCGAGUUGAGAUGCGGGAGAGGGAGGCAAGGGAGAAGAGGGAGGGAAGAAGGGGAGUGGAAGGCCGCGGUAGUGGUGAUAGGCAGAGGAGCUUCGCAGCAGUGUCGGUGACAGAUUGUGCGAGUAAUGCUGCACACAGCAAUGGAGGAAGGAUGCUUUAG